Cheilinus undulatus (humphead wrasse) is the source of this 1930-nucleotide messenger RNA. RefSeq names its product GDP-L-fucose synthase-like. The transcript is spliced from 10 exons. Gene Ontology annotation, biological process: nucleotide-sugar biosynthetic process. Lineage: Eukaryota; Metazoa; Chordata; Actinopteri; Labriformes; Labridae. Gene Ontology annotation, molecular function: GDP-L-fucose synthase activity. The coding region runs from base 382 to 1368 and encodes 328 amino acids. The record is from RefSeq and is a predicted model, not a curated record.
UGGGCUGUACAGCAGAGCGCUGUAGCAUAAGUAGCUGUAACCGGUCUGCAUUUAUCUGAGCGGUUCACUGCGAGUAGUCGAGAAGUACCUAGUUUGCUUAACAGUUUGGCACAGAGCUACCGUUGGAUUACAAAACUUAGAGGGUCUUACGAGAAGAGAAAACAGUUAAAUUGCAAAUUUUGCAAUACUAGGUACAAUUUUCUGGUUUAGUUUAUCAUGUUGCAUUUAUAGAGGAAUGGAUGUUGUAGCGGUUACAUGCUAGCUGACGUUAACUUUGGCUAAUAACCUUAGUUUGCUUGGCUGGAUUUUCCGAAAAAAAUUAUCUUUGCACCUCUACUGAAAAGCAGGUAACGACGAGACAGGUCACCUCGGGAUACGUGAAUGAUAAAGAUGAAUGGCCAGGGUGAACACUCCACUCCGAUGAGGGUGCUGGUGACAGGAGGGACAGGCUUGGUGGGCAGAGCCAUCCAGCAUGUGGUGAAAGAGGAGGGGGUGGCCAAGGAGGGAGGAGAAUGGAUAUUCCUCUCUUCCAAAGAUGCCGACCUCACGAACAUGGAUGAAACAAGAGCUGUGUUUGAAAAACAUAAGCCAACCCAUGUUAUUCACCUCGCUGCCAUGGUUGGCGGGCUUUUCAAGAACAUGAAGUACAACCUGGACUUCUGGAGAAACAAUGUCUACAUCAACGAUAACGUGCUGCGGGCAGCGUUUGAAGUUGGAGCAGUCAAGGUUGUUUCCUGUCUGUCCACCUGCAUCUUUCCUGACAAGACCACCUACCCUAUAGAUGAGACUAUGAUCCAUAAUGGUCCCCCUCAUGAGUCAAACUUUGGCUAUGCCUAUGCAAAGAGAAUGAUCGAUGUUAAUAACAGGGGUUACUAUCAGCAGCAUGGGCGCUGCUAUACUGCUGUGAUUCCCACAAACGUGUUUGGGCCUCAUGACAACUUCAGUAUUGAGGAUGGUCAUGUGCUUCCGGGUCUCAUACACAAAGCUUACAUUGCACAAAAGGAGGGAAAGCCCCUGGUGGUCUGGGGCUCUGGCACUCCCAGAAGACAGUUCAUUUACUCUCUGGACCUGGCUCGGCUCUUCCUGUGGGUCCUGAGAGAUUAUCCAGAGAUUGACCCAAUCAUUCUCUCUGUUGGAGAGGAAGAAGAAGUGUCCAUCAAAGAAGCAGCAGAAGCAGUGGUGGAAGCACUGGACUUCAAAGGAGAAGUAGUUUUUGAUGCCAGUAAAGCAGAUGGUCAGUUCAAGAAAACUGCCAGCAAUGCAAAGCUUCGACGCUACCUGCCAGGCUUCACCUUCACACCCUUCAAUCAAGCUUUAAAGGAGACUUGUGAUUGGUUUGUGGCAAACUACGACUCUGCGCGGAAGUGAAACCUGACAAUCAAGUAGGGUUGAAAGUCUGUCGAUCCAAAGCCUUUUCUGUUUGGAGGUGACAGGAGUAUAAGAGAUGAUGGCGCUGCUAAUAGUGGAGACAAGUCAAAGGAAACUCAGUGGUUCAUCUGCACAGACUGACUGACGACUGUUACUGAAUGAAGUCUGAUUCUGUCUGUUUGUGACAUCAGAAGGAUAAAAAAUCUCACUAUGAAGUCAAAUCUGCAUCACUGUCAUGUAUUUUAUUUUAGAAGACAUUUCUUUAAAGGGAUUUUAAUAUAAAAAGUAUUUCUAGACAUUGUAUUUUACUACCAAUGUGUCAAAUAAUGUGUAGAAACACUUUGGUGGUCUGACAUUUUCAUUUUUCUUGUAUUAAUUUUUUUGUCCAAGGUUUUAUUUCUGAAUUAUCUUUAUUUUAGAAAAGUUUGGGGAGUUUUAAGAAACUUGGAGACACCUUAUGUAAAAAAAAGAAAGAUUUUUGGUCUAUUUUGUCAAAAUGCUGGUUUGGGUGAUUUGUAAUGAAGUUUACUGGCAUCAAGCUAAAUAAAUAUGUUAUACCUGU